AUGUCCCAAACAGAGUCAGCUACUUGGAGUAUCAAUCUCCCUCUUGUGCUUUUGGGCAUCCGAUCUUCUGUCAAGGAGGACAUCCAAUGCACUGCCGCCGAACAUGUGUACGCUAAACCCCUCCAUCUGCCCGGCGAAUUUGUGCAGCUUUCCACGAUAAACACCAACAUCCCGAGCACCUUCGUACAGCAGUUGAAACAAAGCAUGGCUCAUCUGCGUCCAACCCCCACUCGUCUGACAUCGAAACAUGUGUUGGUACACGAGGACCUUAAAUCUGCCCCCUUUGCUUUCGUCCGGCAUGACGCAGUGCGCAAACCCCUUUGUCCUCCCUACGAUGGCCCAUAUAAGGUCGUUCAGCGGAAAGACAAGUUUUACGCCCUUCAGAAGGCUGAUAAGACUGACACGGUCUCCAUUGACCGCCUUAAGCCAGCCUACCUGGAGUGCCUCCCGUCGACCAGUGCGCUAUCCAUUCCCCCUACUAUGUCCUCACCCGAUACACCCACUCCGCUCACCUACCCACCAUCCCCACACUUGAAGAAUAGUACCCACACAACCGGAUCCUCCUCCUACACCACCGCCCAUUUCAUCUCCUUCCGGUAG
Spirometra erinaceieuropaei is the source of this 600-nucleotide messenger RNA. Lineage: Eukaryota; Metazoa; Platyhelminthes; Cestoda; Diphyllobothriidea; Diphyllobothriidae. The record is from the annotation of a GenBank genome assembly.